AUGUACAGUCAAGCCAGUCCCCAGAUCAACCACCAACAGGUCCGUAGGACGAGCUCCGUCUACCUUUCACCGGUCGACAGUAUUUGGGGUUUUCCUCCCACGGACCGCACGACGGAGCAAAUCUUGAGGUCUGCAUUAGCGGAUGUACUUGGUCUGGACGUCCACACCAUCGCCCGCGACGCGUCCUUCUCGGAUUUGGGAGGAAAUGCGCAAGCGGCGAAAGCUGUACGCAACGACUGCAGGCAGAAAGGUCUGUUCAUCAGGACUCGAGACAUACUUACUUGCAAGACGAUAGCCGAGUUGGAGACUCGCGCUAUUCCGUUAAGCCCGAACCCCUCACAACCAACCAGCAGCCACUCAGUACCGCCUUUGAUAGUGAGCCCGCUCCAGCUCACCUCGCCCGUCAGCAAGUUCAACACGGCCAUGUCGAUUUCUUCACCACAAGCUCAGCUUUCCGCAGGGUCCAAGUCUCCGCCGGGAGCGCGAGGCCAGCCACAACUACAGCCAAAGUCGUCGAAGCGGCAUCACAAUCAGGUCGAACAAGUGCUAUCCUUGAACGGCGAUGUAUCCAAGGCUGUCGUAUUAAAGCCAAAGGCUGGCCUGUUUGAGGGCCAGUCCGUGGCCUUCAUCACUUUGUCCAGCUGCGUUAUCGAGGGACCGAGCAAGUGUGAAAUAAAGCCCCUGAGUGCCUAUUACACCAGCAGGCUGCCGACGAUUCGAAAAGCCGUGGAGGCCAAAGUCGCACCCACCAUAGUCCCUAAAGUUUGGAUUGUGUUGGAACGGAUACCACUCGACGACGCUGGGAAGAUCGACCGCAGGAAGCUUCAAACAUGGAUACAAAACGCGAACGAAGCCAUGUGUCAGCAAAUCAUGUCCAUCGACUCCCAAGAGAUUCUGGCCACACCCAUGACCGAUGUCGAGGAACGACUGCAGAAGGUCGUGGGCAAGGUUUUGAACGUCCAACCCCAAACAAUCGCCAUGAAUUUGCCUUUCGCGGAACUCGGGGGUAACUCGACGGCGGCAAUGCAAGUGGUAGUGAGGUGCAAGUCGCAAGGCAUUUCACUCAAGGCGGAAGAUGUUCUUCAGGCCAUGUCAUUGACGCAACUGGCCUCUCUUGCCAUUUCGAGCGAAGUGCUGGCCCGGAACUCCAUCGACAGCACGACCGAGGAGUUCGAACUCACCCCGAUGCAGCGCUUCUACUUUCACACCCCGAUGGGUAGCAGGAUAAGUCAAAGGGCCUCGCGGGAUGGAUCGUGCCGUUUCAAUCAAAGCAUGCUGCUGCGCUUCAAGAAGUCGAUCGGCAUGGAAGAUAUCCGCGCGGCUAUUGAAACGGUUGUCGGGCAUCACGCCAUGCUUAGGGCGCGGUUUAGGCCCAGCAGAGGCUCGUGGUCACAGUAUACCCUGUCCGAGGUUUCUUCGUCAUACCACUUUGGUCAUCACUCAGUCCGAACCGACGCCUCAGUGGAAGCAGUCAUCAAGCAGGCGCAAGCGAGCAUCGACAUCGAGAACGGUCCCGUGUUUGCGGCCCAUCAUUUUCACACCAACGAUGGUCACCAGUUGCUUUACCUCGUCGCUCACCAUCUCGUGGUAGAUUUCAAGUCUUGGAGUGUGAUCGUGGACGAUCUGGACCAGCUUCUCCUCGAAGGCAGUUUGGCAUCGGGUCGAGCCGUGUCUUUCCGUGAAUGGACUGCACACCAACGACGCAGGGUCAACAACACGAACUCUCCGAUACAGUUUCCCUUCCAGAUCAAUGGAGCCGACUGUGGCUAUUGGGGCGUGAAUCAGCAGACCAACAACUACGCCAACACCGUUACAGCUGGUUUUACGCUCGGCACCGACAUAACCUCGCUUCUUUCCAGGAGCAACGAGACGCUUCGUACAGACUCUUCGGACAUAUUCCUCGCAGCGUUACUUCUCUCCUUCAGUCAAACUUUCCGGGAUCGACCGACGCCUGCCAUUUGGAAUCAAGAACACGAAAGGACUGUUUGGGACGCAGAGGUGGAUAUCUCGGAGACGGUCGGAUGGUUCACUUCUCUGUGUCCUCUGGCGGUGGACAUAUCCCCCUCUGACGACUUGUUUAAAGUCCUUCGUAACGUCAAGGAUGCGCGACGCACGGUGGCGGACAGAGGUGUCUCGUACUUCGCCUCGAACUUGAUGGACGCUGAAUCUGCCGAUUCUUUCACUUCUUCGCAAUCGCCCCUGGAGAUCAUCUUCACAUAUGUAGGGCCCACGCAAAGCCAUGACCGUCAAGAGAGCCUCUUGGAGCAGAUUCCCGUUCCCAACAGCCGGUCUCUGGCUUCUCCCACAUCGGAUAUUGGACCCAACGUGGGUCGCAUUGCACUUUUUGAGGUAUCAGCUGCGAUUGAUCACGGCGAAGCCAAGUUCAGGUUUGUUUACCACAGGCUAUCAAGACACCAUGACCUCAUUGAUGCUUGGAUCCACACCUACGAGGUUUUUCUUCAAGACGGAAUCAAGCACUUGCGUUCUCAGCAUCCCGAGCUUUCUAUGUCGGACAUCCCCCUCAUGGAUAUGACCUACGACGGCCUCUCCAAAUUGAACCGGGAAAUCCUACCAACCCUCGGCAUCGAUGCCACCAACAUCGAAACUGUGUACCCGGCCACUGCGAAUCAGCAACACAUUUUGAUCAAUGAGUCUUUGAUUCCUGGUAGUUCUGGUGUCCAGACCAUCUACGCGCUUAGCAGCCUCGGCAACUAUAUUGACAUUAAGCAGUUAUGCGCCGCGUGGCAGCAGGUUACUACCAAGCACCCGGUCCUCAGAACACUGUUCGUUGAAAGCAGUUCCAAGAACGGUUUGUUUGAUCAGCUUAUUCUGCGACACCAUUCUCCAAAUAUGCUCUUCAUCGAGAGCCGAACUCGCGACAACGCUCUAUACGACCUGGAGAAGCUCCCUCCUUUGACCUCAACCAAGCGCAGCCCUGCACACAGGUUGGUCGUAUGCCAAGCACCAGGCAAAACAUUCCUCAAGUUGGAAAUGAGCCAGGCCCUCUGCGACGGUUCCAGUCUUGCCAUCCUAUUCACUGAGCUGAACCAAGCCUACUUCAACCGCACGACGUUAGGAACAUCGGGAAUCUCGUACCUGGAAUACCUCAAGUGUUUGAAAACGACACCUUGCAGCAUCGAGUUCUGGCGGGAGCGCCUGGCCGGCGUCCAGCCGUGCCACUUCCCAAACCUGCUCUCGCAGGAACAGCAAGUCGAUGGUAGGGAGUUCGAGACCACGUCCGUCGAAUUGGGUCUUUCCUGCCGAUCCGUUGAUCAGUUCUCGCAGCAAUAUCAAGUCGACGUGACUGCAGUGUUGAGCGUGGCUUGGGGUCUCGUCCUACGAUUUUAUGUUGGCUCCGAUUCAGUUUGUUUCGGGUACCGCACCUCCGGCAGAGAUCUUCCGGUGGAGGGCCUCUCCGAUGCUGUGGGAUGUUUUUCCACCGUCUUGAUCGGCCACCUUGCGGUUCACUCGUCCCAGUCCAUCGCUCAGAUGCUCAUGGACGCCGAGGAGAACCACCGCGAGGCCCUACACCAUCAACACGUGCCAGUGAGUAGCAUCGAGCACGUUCUGAAAAGAAAGGGCGAUCGCCUCUUCAAUUCCUGCCUGUCUUUCGGCUAUGAGAAUAUUGAUGAGACCUCUCCGGCUAGCAUGAAGUUCCGACACGUCAAAUUGAUGCAGGCUUCGGAGUAUGAUUUCAACGUCGACGUCAACUUCAGGCGUGGCAAUCUGGCUUUGGACAUCGGACACCGCAUUGUCACGCCGGUCCAGGCGGAGAACGUUGCCCAUGCCUUCGAGAGAGCCGUUCGGACGGUCCUUGACAACCCCGGCGGCACGGUCCGAGAGGUUGACCUGUUCAACGACCACGACCACCGGCAGAUCGUUGCGUGGAACAGCGAGCCCAAGAUGGAUACCACCAACGAAAACGUACACCGUCUGAUUGGUCUGCGAGCCUGCGACUAUCCCGGUAUCCAAGCCGUCUGCGCCUGGGACGGCGACUUCACCUAUGGGGAGCUAGAUGAGUUGUCUAUCAAAAUGGCGAGCUAUCUUGUGGCUUGGGGCGUGCAACCCGGAACACCCGUGCCGGUCAUUGUCGACAAGAGUCGAUGGGCGGUGGUGGCUAUGUUGGCUGUCUUGAAUAUUGGUGCCAUUCUCAUCCCCGUCGACGUAGCACUCACGUCCAUGUUUUCAUGGAUUAUCAAGAAUGUCGGGGCCCAGACCGUCUUGGCCUCAGAAAGUGUCCGAGAGCAUUUGCCGGGUCGAGACAACCAAGUUAUCUACCUCGACGAGGAAACACUCUCGUCUAUAACUGCCCUUCCCACGGUGAUACUUGACCCCCACCCAACCAGUUCUUACGACGCGGCGUGCAUUUUGUUUAAUACGGCGUCUGCGAUGAACCACAAAGGCAUCGCCUACAGCCACGGUGCUCUCGCCACCGCAUGUAUCGGCCAAGCUUCCGCACUCCGCAUCAACCCGUCGAGUCGUGUCAUGCAGUUAUCAUCCUACAGCGUUGACAUUGCCCUGACCGAGAUAUUUACAACCUUGGUCAACGGCGGAUGUGUUUGUGUGCCCUCGGCCGUAGAGCGGGUGGAGGGCUUCACUCCCGCUGCUCAGCGCAUGAAUGUGAACUGGACCUACUUGACUCCGACCCUGUCUCGCAAGCUACAGCCGGAGAACCUGCCUAACCUGUCCAUCGUCUGCUUCAGGACACGCCAACUGGAAGCCGAUACCUACGGACCAUGGGUGGGCAAAGCCAAGAUUUUGCUCGCCUAUGGCUCUGCCGAGGCGUGCCCACUGGGGUUGUCUGCCUCCGAGGUCACAGCCUCGGCGGCGGUGAGGUGCAUUGGCAAGCCAUUCUGCGGGAACUACUGGAUUGUCAAUCCCGAUGACUGCAAUCGACUAAUGCCGGUCGGUGCCGUCGGAGAACUGGUCAUCGGCGGUCCUACCCUGGCAAAUGGCUACGACCUCACGGGCGGCGAAAACAAGACGUAUUUUACUAGAAGGACAUCCCGCGCGAAUCUGGGAGACGUGAAACCAGGCAGACUUCUGAAGACUGGUCACUUUGUCCGUUAUACAGAAGAUGGUCAAAUCGAGCUGGUUUCUAGCCGAGGUGAAAAUACGGAAAUCACCGCCAAGGUCGAGCCACGACUUCGGAGAUGUCUCGGUCGAGGUGUGGAUGUGGUGGUUGACACAAUUGCUUUCAAAUAUCAAGACAGCGACUCGACUUCCAUACUGGUUGCCUUCGUUGAGCUUGGCGACAGUCUUUACCCUGGUGAGCCCGACCUGAACCACUUGAGUGCCGUCACCAAGGAACGAUUGUUUCUUGCCAAAAAGAUGGCAGAGAUGGCUUUGCGGGACGUCGUGCCAAACCACUUGAUCCCUUCGACCUUCAUCCCGGUCAAGCAGAUGCCAUUGACACCUUCGCUGAAGGUUGAUCGCCGCGCUUUGCAGAAGAUGAUCAUGGGUCUUUCAAAAUCCCAGCUCCUCGGGUUGUCUAGUGUACCCAACCCUCACGAAGUGCAAGCCGCCAGCCUCAACCCGCUUCCCCUGACCAAAUUGGAGCAGCGUGUACGGGCCAUUUGGGCUAGAGUACUCGAUGUUCAGGAGUCUUCCAUCACUUCCAAUGACGGCUUUGUUGGUCUCGGGGGCGACAGUGACCUCGCUCACGACCUCGUCAUCACUUGCCGGCAGCAGGAUUUGGAUGUGUCCAUUAUUGAUGUUCUUCGCAACUUUUCCUUGACUGAGCUGUGCAAAGUGAUUAGCGUUGCAGAUGUGCCCGUCCCGGAGGUCGAAUCGAACAUGCGGAAGCAGCGAAGCCCCUCCAACGUCUUUGUCGGAAAUGCCGUUCUGCCACAGGUCGGCCUUGAACGAGAAGAAAUCGAGGACUUCGCCGAAGCCUCUUCUCUCCAAACUGCAUUCAUUGAGUCGGGCAUGCUCAGGACCAAGGGCGACAUCAGCUACUUGGUGAUCAACAUGACCGGUCCGUUCGGCUGGGACAAGCUUGAGAACGCCGCGUUUCAGCUUACCAAGGCACAUCCCAUGCUACGCACCGCUUUUAUUACACACAACCAACAGUUGUUCCAGACGGUACUCCGCUCCUACAAACCCGAGUUCCAGCGCUAUCAAUGCCCCAGCUGGCGCCUGAGUAACCUGGCCACGAAAAUCAUCAAGAGAGACCAGUCGGCGCCAAUCAAUUUCCGCCAACCAGUGACUAAAUUCUUCUACUUGGAUGCUGGCAAGAGCUCUAUUUUGGUAAUGCGACUGUCUCGAGCGCAGUAUAAUGAGGCUUCCCUGCCAGCCAUCAUGAAUGACCUGUCCAGAUGCUGCGACCACGGAGACAUGGUGACUCAACGUCCAGGCUUCUGCGACGUGGUGCGAGCUGCGCAACAUGCUUCGCACAAUGGUGCUAUCGACUACUGGCGCACUCUCCUUGAGGAGGCUCGGAUGACGCAGGUGGUUUCGCAGCCCACUCCACUGGUGGCCAGCUCCGAUUCCAAGACGAUCCACCGGCAGAUUCCCACGGGCUCCAUUCAGCAUCUAGGCAUUCCGUUUGAGACCAUUCUCAAGGGUGCCUGGUCGGUUGUGCUCUCUAACCUCUCAGGUUCAGAUGACGUCGUCUUCGGUCAGUUGGUCGAGGGCAAGCAUCUGAGUCUUCCAGGUGGGCACGCUGUGGCUGACGUUGUUGGGCCUACUGGCAACAUCAUCCCGGUGCGCACCCGACUUCCCGAUGUGCCGAUCACACCCUACGAGUACUUCCGUUGCGUGCAGAGCCAGCAUGUGGCCAGCGUUCCGCACGAGAACAUGGAGUUUUCCGAUAUUAUUUCCAAGUGCACCAGUUGGCCGUCGUGGACGAACUUCAGCACCGUCGUCCAGCACCAGAACUCUGCUGAACGUAUUAACCUCGGCCACUUCCUCCUCGGUGGUGCGACGUGCAAGCUCAACUAUAUAGAGUCGAACCAUCAGAACUCGGACAUGUUUGUACGUUCCGUCACUGCUGGCGCCGCCCAUGUCGACAUCAGCCUUACCUUCUCCGAGAAGCGCAUGCACCCCAUUUUUGCCGACGAGGUGCUCAAGAUGCUGUGCUCCACCAUCACGCUUCUCACAUCGGCCUUCAUCAUGGAGCCGCUCAUGCUCAAGGGUCUAAACGACGAUCGCGCCAUCUCGCGCAUCCCGCUCCCAAGCUACAACCAGGACAAGAAACUCGAGACACCCGUUCAGUCAGUGACUCCAGACCAUGCGAGCGCCAUCCACGCCGUCAUCUCCUCGGGCUGGGAUGCCAUCCUCAGCACAAGCAGCCUGCACGUCUCCGAUGUACGGAGCGUGCCCUUCUACGACAUUUGGGGAUCUCUUAUCCCCGCCGCCGAACUGGCCCGUUUCUACAACGAGAAUAUGUCCCGUCUUGACGUCCCUGGGCUUGAACAGGCCACUUUCACCUUGGAGGACAUCCUCGAACAUCCGACCAUGAUGAAGCAGUUCGAGAUGAUAAUCGCCCAACAGCAGGGCGUCUCCUCGGUCGAGUCCAUGACGAGUGGGAGUAGCCAGAGUGAUGUGGACGAGCUGAGGGACGAGGUCAAGGCCGAGAUUAGUCCGUUGACGCCUGUGACCCCGUUCACGAGGAAAAAGCCAAGCGUUGGGUUGGAUGCGAGUGCGCAUGCGUUAAAGAAGAAGGGAAGUGGUUUGUUGGGGAGGAUGGGGAUGCACUCUAUUGGGGCAUAG
Messenger RNA from Pseudomassariella vexata, 7713 nucleotides. Its product is annotated as non-ribosomal peptide synthetase. Lineage: Eukaryota; Fungi; Ascomycota; Sordariomycetes; Amphisphaeriales; Pseudomassariaceae. The transcript is spliced from 3 exons. Gene Ontology annotation, molecular function: catalytic activity. The record is from RefSeq and is a predicted model, not a curated record. Bases 1 to 7713 code for a protein of 2570 amino acids.